AUGAUGUUCUCUGCCGAUUCCUCUUCUUCUGAGGAAUCCCCUCCCCCCUCACCAACUCUCUCCUCGGCGUCUCCCUUGUCCACCCCAUCUACUGCCAUCUCGCUGCCUGAACCCGAACCUACUCUCUUCCAAGUCUUUCAAGUGGAGGCCCCCCGCGGCCACCACAAGCUCUUCAUCUCGACCGGUCCUCAGCCAGCUAUUGGGUUCUUCUUCUAUGUUCUCCAUCUCCUCGGUCUCGCCCAGCCCAUGAUGAUCGCAAUGCACGACACUGUCACUUCCAUCCAACAGCUGGCCAUGGUCUUUGACAGCAGGCUUGUCGGGUCUAUUGCCGCCCAUGACUUGAACCGGCUUCGCAUGCUGAUUCGUGGCUUCGGGGUCCCCUAUUGCCCCAUGGAAUCUGACCCCCCGAUUGAGGCCCUUCGCCGCGCGGAGCGUUGGGUCCGCGAUGUCAUCGAUAUGCUCCUCGCGGAUGGCAUCCUCCAGCCACCGCCCCCUCCUCGACCUGCUCAUCAGCUCCCUCGACAUCAUCACACGGCGCACUGUAUUCACCAGCGCCUUCACGCCCACCAUCCGUACCGACGUCGUGGUCGUCGCCCGUUCGUGAACAACAACCCCCUCAUGAACCCUGGGAUGAACCCUUCGCGCGAAUCCCGCGACCGCUGA
This is a messenger RNA of Fusarium keratoplasticum, 663 nucleotides long. RefSeq lists its product as uncharacterized. The transcript has a single exon. Lineage: Eukaryota; Fungi; Ascomycota; Sordariomycetes; Hypocreales; Nectriaceae. Bases 1 to 663 code for a protein of 220 amino acids. The record is from RefSeq and is a predicted model, not a curated record.